Molecule: messenger RNA, 2148 nt
Organism: Megalops cyprinoides (Indo-Pacific tarpon)
Lineage: Eukaryota; Metazoa; Chordata; Actinopteri; Elopiformes; Megalopidae
Product: immunoglobulin superfamily DCC subclass member 3-like
Exons: 13
Biological process (GO): axon guidance; cell-cell adhesion
Cellular component (GO): plasma membrane; axon
Molecular function (GO): protein binding
Source: RefSeq, a predicted model, not a curated record
CUCUCAGAUGUGGGCAGAACCUCAGAGCUGGCCUUCCUGGUCGAACCCAGCGAUAUCAUCGCAGUGAGGGACCGGCCCCUGACGCUGGACUGCCUGGUGGAGGGAGAGGGGCCUAUCUCAGUCACAUGGCGCAAGAACGGGGUGCCGGUGCCCACCGGGCAGAGGGCGAGCGUGCUGGCCAACGGGACCCUCCUGAUCCAGAACUUCCAGAAGCGGAGGGAAAGCAACGAGACCGACGCGGGCGAAUACGACUGCGCGGCGCAGAACCGAUACGGCAUGCUGGUCAGCCGCAAGGCACGGGUCCAACUGGCAUCUCUUCCCAAGUUCCACACUCACCCUGAGUCCAUGUCUGUGGAUGAGGGGGGCGUUGCACGCUUCCAUUGUCAAGUGAAUGGGAUACCAGAAGCCAAUAUCACCUGGGAGAGGAACAGGACUAUUCUGAGCACUCAGGAUAAAAGGUACACACUCCUCCCGGGGGGCAUCCUUCAGAUCACCGGCGUGCGGCGGUCAGAUAUCGGGGUGUACCGCUGUGUGGCCACCAACAUUGCGAACACCCGCUACAGUCACGAGGCCCAGCUCAAUGUUACAGUUGCAGCACCUCGGACCUACAAAGAACCGGUGAUCCUAUCAGGUCCCCAGAACCUAACCAUCACGGUCCACCAGACCGCCAUCCUGGAGUGCAUCGCCACGGGGAACCCCCGGCCCAUAGUCUCCUGGAGUAGACUGGAUGGACGCUCCAUUGGUGUAGAGGGGAUUCAGGUGCUUGGGACAGGCAACCUGAUGAUUUCGGAUGUGACGCUGCAGCACUCUGGGGUCUAUGUGUGCGCUGCCAACCGGCCCGGGACCAGGAUGAGGCGUACUGCUUUGGGCAGACUGGUUGUGCAAGCUCCUCCUGAGUUCCUACAGUGGCCACAGUCUGUCUCCAAGCCAGCAGGGGGCAGUGCUGUGUUCACCUGUUUGGCUCAAGGUGUCCCAGAGCCUCACCUUAUCUGGCUGAAAAAUGGCAAAAUCCUGACUCCAGGAGAUAAUGUCAAACUUACCAACAAUAACAGCACGCUUGCCGUAACGCGGAUCACCUCAGAGGACGAGGCAAUCUACCAGUGCAUCGCAGAGAACAGCGCCGGCACCAACCAGGCCAGUGCCCGCCUGGCGGUGUCCUUGGCCAAAGAGCUGCCCGAGGCUCCCCAGGACCUGGCUGCCACCGCGCUCUCCACCUCCACGCUGCAGGUGUCCUGGGCACAGCCACCUCCGGAGGUCACCGACGGCAUUAUCGGAUACGUGCUGCACAUUCGCAUGAUUGGGGAGCCGGACAGUCGGGAGCUGCAGGAAGCGGUCAGUAAGACCACGUUCCAGCAUGAGUUCAACAACCUGGAGCCAGCCACAACCUACUCCAUCUACCUCAAGGCCUAUUCCCCGUUAGGAGCCAGCCAGCAGUCCAACACUGUCUUCGCUACAACACUAGGGGGCGUGCCUACAGUCCCCAGUUUCUUCACAAAAGUGCUGAACAGCACAGCACUGCAGGUGUUCUGGGAGCUCCCCAACAAACCGGGCAAACUGAUUGGCUUCAAGUUAUCCUACCGCAGGGUCCCUGACCCUGACUUCCAGGGGCCCUAUCUGCUACCCAGCCAAAUCAACACCCACACCAUCUCCCACCUUGAGCCUGCAGCCGUGUACGAGAUCAAACUGGUGGCCUACAAUGGCAAUGGGGACAGUGACGGUAACAUGCGCCUGGUGUCUCUGGCUGAGGAGGGAACCAGUGCUAAGACCAGCACCGGUGGCGAGACUGUGUGCAACUGCAGGCAGGGGGGUGAGAGCUCCAUGACGGGCAUCGUGGUGGGCAUCCACAUUGGCAUGGCCUGCAUCAUCUUCUGCGUGCUCUUCCUCAUGUUCGGAUACCGCCGCAGUCUGUUCUGCAGGAAGGGGACCCAGGACAGCUGGUCUGUGCCUCAGGGCGACGCUGUGGGGCAUCUGGGACAGAGGAGCGGGGCUCCAAAAGAAGGGGCCACCCGUCCCCCGGAAGCCAUAGAACUAGUGCCUCAGAGUCAUGACGCUCAGGGAGCGGCCAGGCAGGGCCAGUCUCGUCCCGCUCAGUGCCAGGUCCUCAUCGAGCAGCACCCGUCUCAACAGCCUGGCACGGGCACUGGCUAA